GUAGGAAGUGGACGUUGGGGUGUUUAACGUUAGAAUCGGCUUGUUAGCUAACUUUGUAUGCUACAGUACGGUAAAUCUAACGAAUACUUAAUUUGGGGAAGCGGUUGGCGUUGUCAUUGUCCACGGUGAAAACAAAUCGUAAAGAAACAUACUCUUGUGUAUCUUCUGUGAAAGAAUGAGCUCCGAAAAACUCGCUGAGGUGUUCACAUAUGAGAGUCUUGUACAUGCUGUCGCUGGUGCAAUGGGGAGCGUGACGGCGAUGACAGUUUUCUUCCCCCUGGACACUGCCAGACUGCGGCUUCAGGUGGAUGAGAAGAGGAAAGCCAGGUCCACUCCUGCAGUUCUGGCUGAAAUUAUCAAAGAAGAAGGGCUCCUGGCUCCCUACCGAGGCUGGUUUCCUGUCAUCUGCAGCCUCUGCUGCUCCAACUUCGUCUACUUCUACUGCUUCCACAGCUUAAAGGCGACCUGGCUGAGGGGUCAGAGCUCAAACCCGGGCCGAGACCUGCUCCUAGGCAUUGCCGCAGGUGUAGUAAAUGUACUUGUCACCACUCCCCUUUGGGUUGUCAACACUCGGCUCAAGCUGCAGGGGGCGAAGUUUCGGAACACGGACAUCCGUCCCACUCACUACACUGGCAUCAUAGAUGCCUUUUCAAAGAUUGUUCGGGAUGAGGGGGCGGUGGCUCUCUGGAACGGGACCUUCCCCUCUCUGCUGCUGGUGCUGAACCCAGCCAUCCAGUUUAUGAUCUACGAGGGGCUGAAGAGACAGCUGAGGAGGGGGGUACACAGAGAGCUCUCCUCUCUGGAGGUGUUCUUCAUCGGAGCCAUCGCCAAAGCCAUCGCCACUACAGUCACAUACCCCCUGCAGACCGUGCAGUCCAUUCUCAGAUUUGGCCAGCACAGGCAGCCCACAGAAAGAUCUCGUAUCUUGAGCAGCCUGAGGAAUGUGAUGUACCUGCUGCUCAACAGAGUCAGGAAAAAUGGCAUUCUGGGAUUGUUCAAGGGUCUGGAAGCUAAACUCUUACAGACUGUCCUCACCGCCGCACUGAUGUUCCUCCUCUAUGAGAAGAUAGCCAGCAGCACCUUCAGGGUGAUGGGGGUUAGGAGGCCUGCGUCCAGCCGCUAAUACACAUAUGGGUUCCAAGUGUGACUGACUGCACCAGACAUCCAUCAGGCCACAUUUUCCAAAUGAAGUCUAUGUUCUUAUUUAUUAUUUGCUUGAUUUUGUCCAAAUACAUGUAGGAUUGGAGAGGCUAUGAGAGCACAGUGGUCUUAUUCAGGAGCUCAGUCUUCAUCGUUCAGCUGUACACUUCAUCAUAUUUCUCAUUGUUAUGGAUUAACAAGUAUAUGUAAAUACAGUUUUGUCUGAGAAGGAUGAGAGGUGUAAUAUGAAGUGUCAAAUAAAUGUAAAAUGUAUAUUUAAAAGUAUA
Anguilla anguilla (European eel) is the source of this 1427-nucleotide messenger RNA. It is a transcript of the gene slc25a17, whose product is annotated as solute carrier family 25 member 17. The coding region runs from base 176 to 1123 and encodes 315 amino acids. The record is from RefSeq and is a predicted model, not a curated record. Gene Ontology annotation, biological process: transmembrane transport. The transcript is spliced from 9 exons. Gene Ontology annotation, cellular component: peroxisomal membrane. Gene Ontology annotation, molecular function: NAD transmembrane transporter activity; FAD transmembrane transporter activity; ATP transmembrane transporter activity. NCBI's taxonomy places the organism in Eukaryota, Metazoa, Chordata, Actinopteri, Anguilliformes, Anguillidae.